Messenger RNA from Monodelphis domestica (gray short-tailed opossum), 11299 nucleotides. RefSeq names its product neuron navigator 2 (gene NAV2). NCBI's taxonomy places the organism in Eukaryota, Metazoa, Chordata, Mammalia, Didelphimorphia, Didelphidae. The record is from RefSeq and is a predicted model, not a curated record. Gene Ontology annotation, biological process: neurogenesis; nervous system development. Gene Ontology annotation, molecular function: ATP binding; protein binding; ATP hydrolysis activity.
UUCCUUCUUCCUCCCUCUCCCUCUUUCUCCCUCCCCUUUUUCCUGCGGAUUUUUAUUCCAAAGGACUGCCUCAUUUUGGAGAUGCAGUGACAAGAUAAUGGAAGUAAAAGUCUGGGUUUCCAAGAAGGAAAAUUAUAGGAAGAAGACAGUGGAAGGGAAGAGCAGUUAAAACAGCCUCAGUACAUCUAAGAAAGGGAGAAGACUGAAGCAAUAUCAGACCAUAGUACCCCGAGGCCAACAAGAUCAAGACUGGCAAGCUAACAGAUCAGGGAUUCCUGAAGGUGUGCCUGCUCCUAGCUGAUCAUUAUUAUUAUCGGUUAUUAUUUUAAUAAACUGGUUGAAGCUUCGUGGGCGAAGUAAGGGCUGCUGCCUCUCUGCCUUCUCGUCGUUCCCUUUGCCGGGCUACUGCUGCUGCUGCUGGUGCUGCUGCAGCUGACAGGAACGUGUUAGGAAAGCAGAAGAAGAUGCCAGCCAUCCUGGUCGCCUCCAAAAUGAAAUCGGGACUGCCUAAACCUGUGCACAGUGCCGCACCGAUCCUGCAUGUGCCCAUGGCCAGGGCUGGCCCCCAACCUUGCUACCUCAAGUUUGGGAGCAAGGUGGAGGUGACCAAGCCUGUUUAUUCGAGCCAGAUACCCCUGAAAUCUCAGGGGCUGCAUGAGCCUGCGGGGGAUGGGCUCCCCCUGAGGAAGAGCAGCUCUGUGGAAAACGGAUUUGACACCCAGAUCUACACAGACUGGGCCAAUCACUAUCUAGCAAAAUCAGGUCAUAAACGCUUAAUCAAGGAUCUCCAGCAAGAUGUAACUGAUGGCGUCUUAUUGGCUGAGAUCAUCCAGGUUGUAGCAAAUGAAAAGAUUGAAGACAUCAAUGGCUGUCCAAAGAAUAGAUCUCAAAUGAUUGAAAACAUAGAUGCGUGCCUGAAUUUCCUGGCAGCUAAGGGAAUAAACAUACAGGGUCUGUCUGCAGAAGAAAUCCGGAAUGGAAACCUGAAGGCCAUUUUAGGCCUUUUUUUCAGCCUGUCCAGAUACAAGCAACAGCAACAGCAGCCCCAGAAACAGCAUCACUCAUCUCAGCCAGCUCCCACGGCAGUGGUUUCACAGCUGGCAACAUCUCCCUACCAGUGUCAGGUCGGGGCACAGCAGCCUCAGCAACAGGUGCCGGUUACCCCCCAAACCCAGUGCCAGCCGCACCCACCAGCUUCCCAUCAGCAAUCAAAAGCACAGCCAGAAAUGCAGUCCAGUACACUAUCCAGGGACCCAUCUCAAAGCAAACUCAUCCGGUUCACUCUGGGUCAGAAAAAAAUCUCUAGACUCCCAGGUCCUACCGCGAGGGUAUCAGCUGCAGGCAGCGAAGCCAAAACUCGUGGGUCUGUUAGUGCCAACAACCGGCGAAGCCAGAGCUUUAACAACUAUGACAAAUCCAAGCCUGUUAACUCCCCACCCCUACCGCCAAGCAAUGAGCAAGAGCCAUCAGAAAGCCCCACCUCCUCACUCCCAGGGAUGAAUGAAAAUGCACCUGCCUCACUUCAGAGCAGUAGCAGUCCCACUUCCGUUCACUGCAACAACUCUUCAGCCAUCCCCCAGCCAGGCUCAGCUGCCAAACCCUGGCGAAGCAAAUCCCUUAGUGCUAAGCACACUGCCACUUCUUCCAUGCUCUCUGUCAAACAGCCAGUGCCAGAGACACCCAGACCCCCUCCAGAAAACAUCAAGCCAGCACCCAACAACCAGAAAUCAAUGCUAGAAAAGUUGAAGCUCUUCAAUAGCAAAGGGGGAUCCAAGACAGGAGAGGGUCCAGGCUCUCGAGACACCAGCUGUGAGAGGUUGGAGAUGCUUCCUAGCUUUGAGGAGAGUGAGGAGAUUGAGGCUGCCAGUCGAAAUGUCCCCACUACUGGCCCAGCAUCCAACAGCCCCAAAAUCGCACUCAAAGGGAUUGCACAGAGGACAUUCAGCAGGGCUCUAACCAAUAAGAAGAGUUCUCCCAAGAGCAAUGAGAAAGAAAAGGAGAAGCAACAACGGGAGAAGGAAAAGGAGAAGAGCAAGGAUACUAUCAAGAGAACAUCUGUCACAGAGAAGCCAGAAAUAAAAGAGGAGCCAAAAGAAGAACAAACAGGAACCACUACCACAGAGAUGCCAAAAAAGUCAUCAAAGAUCGCAAGCUUUAUACCCAAAGGAGGAAAGCUCAAUAGUGCCAAGAAGGAGGUGCCCCCAACCUCCUCCUCGCACAGCGGAAUACCAAAACCAGGGAUGAAAACCACACCUGGGAAAUCCCCAAGUGCCCCACUACCUUCAAAGGAAGGGGAGAGAAGCCGUAGCGGGAAGCCUAGCUCAGGGCUGUCUCAUCAGAAGACUCCACUGGACAGUAGGCGCUCCAGUUCCUCCUCUAGCUUAGCCUCCUCUGAAGGAAAAGGGCUCGGAGGAAUGGUGACCUUGAACAGCAGCCAGACUGUCAGUGGGCCAACUGGUACCACCCAGACCACAGGAAGCAAUACUGUCAGUGUUCAGCUACCUCAGCCCCAACAGCAAUACAACCAUCCCAACACUGCAACAGUAGCUCCUUUCAUGUACAGGUCACAGACAGACAAUGAAGGGAAUGUCACCACAGAGCCCAGCACAGCAGGAGUGAGCAUGGAGCCAGUGCUGUACACCAAGAGUGGACAAUCGGGUCUAGAAGAGCUCUCUGGAGAAGAUCCUGAGACUCGACGACUACGAACUGUGAAGAACAUUGCUGACUUGAGACAAAACUUGGAAGAGACCAUGUCCAGUUUACGAGGAACUCAGGUUACACACAGCACAUUGGAAACCACAUUUGACACCAAUGUCACCACUGAAAUAAGUGGGCGUAGCAUCCUCAGCUUGACAGGAAGACCCACUCCUUUGUCUUGGAGAAUUGGACAGUCUAGCCCUCGGCUUCAAGCAGGUGAUGCACCCUCAAUGGGCAAUGGGUACCCACCAAGAGCCAAUGCAAGCCGCUUCAUCAACACUGAGUCAGGUCGUUACAUGUACUCAGCCCCCCUGAGAAGGCAGCUAGCAUCCAGGGGCAGCAAUGUUUGCCACGUGGACAUCUCAGAUAAGGGGGGAGAUGAAAUAGACCUGGAGAGCAUCAGCAUGGACGCCACCGGCUACAUGAGUGAUGGUGAUGUUCUAGGCAAGAAUAUCAGGACUGAUGACAUUACCAGUGGGUACAUGACUGAUGGUGGACUGGGUCUCUAUACUCGGCGACUGAAUCGGCUGCCUGAUGGAAUGGCUGUGGUGCGAGAGACACUUCAACGCAACACCUCACUUGGUCUUGUAGAUGCUGACAGUUGGGAUGACAGCAGUUCUGUCAGCAGUGGGAUCAGCGACACUAUAGACAAUCUCAGCACUGAUGAUAUCAACACCAGUUCCUCCAUCAGCUCCUAUGCCAAUACUCCAGCCUCAUCGAGAAAAAACUUAGAUGUACAGACUGACACCGAGAAGCAUUCACAAGUGGAGCGGAAUUCUCUUUGGUCUGGUGAUGAUAUCAAGAAAUCAGACGGGGGUUCUGAUAGUGGCAUAAAGAUGGAGCCUGGGUCCAAGUGGCGGCGGAAUCCCUCUGAUGUGUCCGAUGAGUCUGACAAGAGCACCUCAGGGCGAAAGAACACAGUCAUCUCCCAGACAGGCUCAUGGCGGCGGGGCAUGUCAGCCCAGGUUGGCAUCACCAUGCCACGGACGAAGACUUCUGCCACAGCGGGCACCCUGAAGACUCCAGGGACAGGAAAAACAGAUGAUGCCAAGGUAUCAGAGAAAGGAAGGCUUUCCCCUAAAACCACACAGGUGAAACGCUCCCCAUCAGAUGCAGGUCGAAGCAGUGGUGACGAAUCCAAAAAGCCUCUUCCCAGUAGUGCCAGGACAGCUACCGCCAACACCAAUGCCUUUGGGUUUAAGAAACAGAGCGGCUCCACAAUUGGGCUGACAAUGAUCACAGCUAGUGGAGCCACCAUCACCAGUAGAUCAGCCACCCUGGGCAAGAUUCCAAAGUCCUCUGGGCUGGUGGGGAGGUCCACCAGUCGGAAGACAAGUAUGGAUGGGGCCCAGAACCAGGACGAUGGCUAUCUAGCCCUAAGCACGCGGACAAAUCUGCAGUACAGGAGUCUGCCUCGUCCCAGUAAGUCCAGUAGCCGGAAUGGGGCCGGUAAUAGGUCCAGUACCAGUAGCAUAGAUUCCAAUGUGAGCAGCAAAUCAGCAGGCCUACCCGUGCCUAAACUGAGGGAGCCUUCCAAGGCAGCCUUGGGGAGCUCUCUGCCAGGACUCAUCAAUCAGACGGAUAAAGAAAAGGGAAUUUCCUCCGACAAUGAGAGUGUAGCUUCUUGUAACUCGGUUAAAGUGAACCCAGCAUCUCAGCCAGCAUCCAGUGUGGCUCCAGCCACCCUUCAGCAAGGAGCCAAGUACCCAGAUGUAGCAUCUCCCACACUACGAAGACUCUUUGGUGGAAAGCCUGCUAAACAAGUGUCCAUCACCACAGCUGAAAAUAUGAAAAAUUCAGUGGUCAUCUCUAAUCCUCAUGCUACUAUGACCCAGCAAGGCAACUUAGAGUCCCCCUCUGGCAGUGGCAUUCUGAGCAGCGGGAGCAGCAGCCCACUGUACAGUAAGAAUGCCGACAUGAACCAGUCUCCAUUAGCCUCUAGCCCCAGCUCAGCCCAUUCUGCUCCUUCCAAUAGUCUCACCUGGGGCACCAAUGCUAGCAGCUCUUCGGCAGUGAGCAAGGACGGCCUUGGAUACCAGUCCAUUAGCAGCCUUCAUACCAGCUGUGAAUCCAUUGACAUCUCCCUCAGCAGCGGAGGGGGACUGAGUCACAAUUCUUCCACUGGCUUGAUCUCUUCCAAGGAUGAUUCCCUCACUCCCUUUAUAAGAACCAACAGUGUUAAGACCACACUGUCAGAAAGCCCUCUCUCUUCCCCUGCUGCUAGCCCUAAGUUCUGCAGAAAUACUUUACCCAGGAAACAGGACAGUGACCCGCACCUUGAUAGGAACACUUUGCCUAAGAAAGGACUCAGGUACACCCCCACCUCCCAACUUCGAACUCAAGAAGAUGCAAAAGAGUGGUUGCGGUCCCACUCAGCAGGCGGCUUGCAAGACACGGCAACCAAUUCCCCCUUUUCCUCAGGCUCCAGUGUGACUUCCCCUUCUGGGACAAGGUUUAAUUUCUCCCAACUCGCGAGUCCCACCACAGCCACCCAAAUGAGCCUGUCCAACCCAACCAUGCUGAGGACCCACAGCCUUUCCAAUGCAGAUGGACCUUAUGAUCCCUAUACUGACACCCGCUUCCGGAAUAGCUCCAUGUCGUUGGAUGAGAAGAGCCGGACCAUGAGCCGCUCAGGCUCCUUCCGAGAUGGCUUUGAAGAAGUUCAUGGAUCUUCCCUGUCCUUGGUUUCCAGUACAUCAUCCAUUUAUUCCACACCAGAAGAAAAAUGCCAAUCAGAGAUUCGAAAGCUACGGAGGGAAUUGGAUGCCUCCCAGGAGAAGGUUUCAGCCUUGACUACUCAACUGACUGCUAAUGCUCACCUUGUAGCUGCCUUUGAGCAAAGCCUUGGGAAUAUGACCAUCAGACUUCAGAGUCUAACCAUGACGGCCGAACAGAAGGAUUCUGAACUGAAUGAGUUAAGAAAAACAAUUGAGCUUCUAAAGAAACAAAAUGCUGCUGCUCAGGCUGCCAUUAAUGGAGUAAUUAACACACCUGAGCUCAACUGCAAAGGCAAUGGUACUUCACAGUCAGCUGACCUCCGUAUCCGAAGACAACACUCCUCAGAUAGUGUCUCCAGCAUCAACAGUGCUACCAGUCACUCUAGUGUGGGGAGCAACAUAGAGAGUGAUUCAAAGAAAAAGAAGAGGAAAAAUUGGUUACGAAGUUCCUUCAAGCAAGCUUUUGGUAAGAAGAAGUCCCCCAAGUCAGCUUCCUCCCAUUCCGACAUUGAGGAGAUGACAGACUCUUCUUUGCCUUCCUCACCAAAGUUGCCACACAAUGGCUCUACGGGCUCCACACCGCUGCUGAGGAAUUCGCAUUCAAACUCUCUCAUUUCUGAAUGUACAGAUAGUGAGGCAGAGACGGUGAUGCAGUUACGUAAUGAGCUGAGGGACAAGGAAAUGAAGCUCACUGAUAUCCGCCUCGAAGCUCUCAGCUCAGCCCACCAGCUCGAUCAGCUCCGAGAAGCCAUGAACAGAAUGCAGAGUGAAAUUGAGAAGUUAAAAGCUGAGAAUGACAGGCUCAAAUCUGAGAACCAUGGUGGCAGCUGCAGCCGGGUUCCAUCCCAGGUGUCCAUCUCAUCUUCCCCGAGGCAGUCCUUGGGCCUCUCUCAACACAGCCUGAACCUCACUGAGUCAACCAGUCUGGACAUGUUGCUGGAUGACACUGGUGAAUGCUCGGCACGGAAAGAAGGAGGCAGGCAUGUUAAGAUAGUUGUCAGCUUACAGGAUGAAAUGAAAUGGAAGGAGGAUUCCAGGCCACACCUCUUUCUUAUUGGCUGCAUUGGAGUCAGUGGCAAGACCAAGUGGGAUGUGCUGGAUGGGGUGGUUAGACGACUCUUCAAAGAAUACAUCAUUCAUGUGGAUCCAGCAAGUCAGCUGGGCCUGAAUUCAGACAGUGUUCUAGGAUACAGCAUUGGGGAAAUCAAACGGACCAACACUCCAGAGACUCCUGAGCUGCUACCCUGUGGCUAUUUGGUUGGAGAGAAUAACACCAUCUCAGUUUCUAUCAAAGGGCUCUCUGAAAACAGCCUGGACUGUCUGGUCUUUGAAUCUCUUAUCCCCAAACCCAUCCUUCAGCGGUAUGUCACCCUUCUGACAGAGCACAGGCGGAUUAUCCUCUCUGGACCCAGUGGAACUGGAAAAACUUACCUGGCUAACCGUCUGUCUGAAUACAUGGUCCUCCGAGAGGGACGGAAGUUGGUAGAUGGAGUCAUUUCCACCUUCAAUGUAGACCAUAAAUCUAGCAAGGAACUCCGUCAGUACCUGUCUAACCUUGCCGAUCAGUGCAAUAGUGAAAACAGCCCUGUGGAUAUGCCUCUAGUCAUCAUUCUGGACAACCUCCAUCAUGUCAGUUCCUUGGGUGAGAUCUUCAAUGGGCUUCUGAACUGCAAAUACCAUAAAUGUCCUUAUAUAAUUGGCACAAUGAACCAGGCUACCUCUUCUACCCCCAAUCUACAGCUUCACCAUAAUUUCAGAUGGGUGCUGUGUGCCAACCACACUGAACCCGUAAAGGGUUUUCUUAGCCGUUUCCUGAGGAGGAAGCUCAUUGAAACAGAAAUCAGUGGACGUGUACGGAAUGCUGAGCUUGUGAAAAUCAUCGACUGGAUCCCGAAGGUCUGGCAACAUCUCAACCGCUUCCUGGAGGCUCAUAGCUCUUCAGACGUCACUAUUGGUCCUAGGCUCUUCCUGUCCUGCCCCAUAGAUGUGGAUGGUUCGAGGGUUUGGUUUACAGACUUGUGGAACUACUCGAUUAUCCCCUAUCUCCUGGAAGCAGUCAGAGAAGGACUACAGCUAUAUGGGAGGAGAGCCCCUUGGGAAGAUCCUGCUAAAUGGGUCAUGGAUACUUAUCCAUGGGCAGCCACCCCUCAGCAACAUGAGUGGCCUCCUUUGCUACAACUUCGACCUGAAGAUGUUGGGUUUGAUGGCUACUCUGUGCCCCGGGAAGGCUCCACAAGUAAACAGGUCCCCCCAAGUGGUGCAGAAGGAGAUCCAUUGAUGAACAUGCUGAUGAGGCUACAAGAAGCAGCCAACUACUCAAGCCCCCAGAGCUAUGACAGCGAUUCCAACAGCAAUAGCCAUCAGGAUGACAUCUUGGACUCCUCCCUGGAGUCCACUUUGUGAUCAGGGACCAAACACAAGGCCCUUUCUACCCUGGACCUUCUCCACUUCUCAUGCUUCUUCCCCCCUUCCACCUCCCAGUUCCAUCUGCAUACCCCAAACCAUCCCGAAGGCAGCCUCUCAUCCCAGCCUUCAGUCUCAGUGUUAGAGCUGUGAGAACAAGAAACCUUGUUUGUCAGCCUUGACCAUGGGUGCGGGCAUCCAAGUCAGACAACCUUGGGACUUUUUCCUUUCAACGACAGGGACUACUGCACUGUUUUCGUUCUUUCUCUUUCUCUCCUUCCUCCUCCCUUCCUUCUCCUUCUUUACUUUGCUUCUUUCUCUGUGAACUCCUAUGCCUGAGACCCCGAAGAUUCUUCUGGAUCAUUCCCAAAGUGUGGGAGACAAACCAACACACAGGGGGGGUUAAUGAAAUCCGUUGAAAACUCAGAAACUCAACAACCUCAGGCUGUGAACUGCGAGGAGAAUUAAAGGGGCGAGGAAUGGGGGCAGAAAAUCAAGCCUCUGCUGCUUUCUACCAAACAAAGAGCCUCUGGGCUGGGCAUGAGCUCAGCCCCACCAAACAACCUCAGCUCCAGAGGGCUAGCACCAUGUUGGGCAUUUGCCUUGGUGAUAGUCAACAAAAGGCAAAACUACAGGACAGGGAAGCCUUUUAAAAAAAAAUGAUGAUUUUUUUUAAUGGUGCUCUCUUUGCCUGAGACCUUAGUUUGAUAUGUUUCAACUCUGUCACACCUCUGUAUACUUUUCUAGAAGUUUAUUUAUAUAUAUAUAUAUGCAUAUAUAUACAUGCACAACCACACACAUAUGUGUGCAUAAGUGGCAUAUGCAUAAUGCUUCUGUUAUGUAUUGAUUAUACAUGUGUGUAUGUAUGUGUAUAUAAAUAUAUAUAUAAAUAGUAUAUAUAUAUAAAAAUCAGGUUGUUGGGUUUUUUUUUCUGCAAGCACUGUGUAUAGUGAGAGAUAUUCUACAGCUUUGAAGAACUGAACACUCACCCCUUCUGAAACAAACUUUGAGUUUUAUUCUUCUUUCUGACUAGCAUUGAUUCUGAAUUUUUUUUUCUUGCCCUUACAUUCAAAAUUGGUUUACAAUGGAGAAAAUGAGAGCUGCAGGAAUCAGCUUUUCAUUUUGUCCUAUGUGAUGUUUGAAAAUUACUCAUUUUAACAGCUCAGUAUCCCAGUCGUUUGCAACUGGGCCCUAGGGUACUUGUGUCUCUUUGAAGUAGCAGGGGCCCAUGCUGUCAAAACAUGGGUGAGCUGUGAGCCACGUGAGCCCUUCUUCCUCCUCUUCCUUCCAAACGCACAUCUGUGACGUAAGCAGCCAGGCUUGGACUUCGUUGAGGUGCGACGUCACCUCCCAAAGGAAUUGCACUUCCCUUUCCAUGGGAACCAAUAUAUGCCACAGGUCAUUGGGUGCGGGCAACCCCUUCCCGGAAAACCCAGCCUCUGCCUCCAUCUGGAUGAGCUUCCUCUGAUCUCUUCGGGUGCUAAACUUCAAAACGCGAUGCCUUACUCCUUUUGUACAAACUGCUCAUUUACGUUAGUGCCGCAUCUGCUGGGGUUGGAUUUUUCUAAUGAAACAAACAGGGCUAAAAUGUCAUCUCUUCAUGUGAAAUAGGAGAACACAAGUUGCUGUGAAUAUUCCUUGUCUGAGAGAAUCGCUUUUGUGGAUGUGUGGCCACUUAAAAAUAGCAGGAGGAAAAACUAUCAUCAGGUUCAUUUUAGUCUACCGCUGCAAAUUGUACUGGACCAGUAUCCAUCUUCUCUGCAGGAAAAAGACAAACUUUUAAUGUCCUAUAUACCAUACAAACCACCUUUACAGGAACCCAGUGUGCUGUUUCUUCAAUGUCCUGGUAUAUGUUUAAGAGCUUGUUAAAUCUUUGAGUUCCUUGUUUAAAAAACAAACAAACAAAAACAAAAAAAAAACAACCAAUUUGCAUGUAGUUUUGGAUUGUUUAUUUUCAAGGUUGUUUGUUGCAUCUUUUACAUUUUUGCUAGCAAGGUUAUGACUCCCUGUGGUUUCCCUAUUUUUUUUUUUUACUCCACAAGAGCUUGACAUGAGCCUGCUCACAUCACCACUUCUGAUUUGCCAACAACCCAUGAUUUUCUUUCUCCUCAAUUGACUGCCCUACCAGUGAGCGAAAUGCCAUUCAAAUUUGUCAUUGCUUUAAUCUCAGUAAACUCAGAUUACAUCUGGAGCUAGUAAGUCUCCCUUGAUCUUGAAUAUCUACCUUUGAUUUUGGCUAUGGUUUGAAGAGCCAUAUCAUUGGCUUCCAGCCAGUGUUCGAACACUAAACACCGUCAUCUAUCACAUUAAUGUGUGUUGCUGACUUCUUAGCUAAUUUCACACCCAGCAAUUACCUUACUUUCUACUACUGUGAAUUUGGGUGGAGAUGAAGUUGAUCUCUCAUUUUGGGUAAUUUUCCCAGCCACCUUGUGAAUAGACACCCAUUGAUAGUUUUUAAACUGUAUUUUGUUUUGUUUUGUUUUUUUUCCAGACAACACCCUUCCCGUGCCUCUCUUUUCUUCUUCCCUCCCUCCUCCAGCUUUCUGUGACCAGCCACAGAAAUAUCUCUGUGUCAUUGAUCACUCAAUGGCUGGUGAUCAUUUGGAUGACUGAGCAAGAGUGACUUCCAGUAAUUUAGUCCUUGGUAAUGAUCACAAACUCAGUGUCCUUUCAAGAGCUUCGGGAAGCAGGGUUGUCUGGGUGUAUUCUCUUUUUAAUUUGGCCAUAUCUUAAGUAUACAUAACACACCUUUGAAAGAGUGAUUGCUCAUUUAGGGCUUUGUCCAAAAUGCUUCCAUUUUGCCUUUUUAUACAGAGUUUGGCUCAUUUUGAAAUGUACAAAAUUCUAUGCAACAUUCAUGUUGAGUUAUGAGUGGAAGCCAAAAGUUUUCUUUCCAAACUGCCAAGAAUAUGCAGGCCAUAAAUGAGAUGGGAGAGAUCUUAUAAACUGGGGUGGGGAGGGAAGGGGCUUGGCUAGACCCUUUGUUGUACAUUGGGGAAAUUUUUUUAUUUCAUGGUUGAUGCUUAAACUUCAAUAUUCUGUGUAUUGAAACUUGUUUGACUGUGGCGAAUCUAUUUCAAAUUUUAAAAAAAACAUCAACUUUGUGGAUAUUAAAUGGAAGGUUUGCUGUUUUGACCUAGUUGUUUCCAGUGGAACAGUUUAUGAAAUAUGUUCUAUAAGAUGUACAUUUUUUCAUUGUAACAUACAAAUUGUAAAUAUUUGAUUAAAGUGCUGCAUUUUGAUGAAUUUUUUCUAGCCAUUUUUAAAGAGAAAACUAGGAACUGAGUAUUUUGUGUACGGUAUGAUGUUUCCAUCUUCCUCCCUUCCCUCUCUCCCUUCCUAUUUAAUUUUCAUUUGUCACUAGGUUUGGGAUUUGCCAAUGGUCUGUUGGAGAUCAUGCCCCAUGUCACGGAGAAUGAAAUUGAUGAUUGUACCAGUCUUAAAUUAUUGAUGAUUCAAUAAAAUCAAUGCUUAUUUAUUCA